AUGUCAUUGCCAGAAAGAAAAAGAAAUUCUGUACUUAAUCCAUCUUUACUUCAAUCAAUUACUCAAGCCUUUUCUCAAUCGAAAACAACGGUAUCUUCACCAUCCGAUGAUUUAGCAAAACUAACGGUGAAUACACCAACAACAUGUUCAUCUAUAGAAGUGAUUCAUGAUAUGCCACACCUUAUAACACGAGAAGAACCGCAAUUACUCUCCGAAGAACAAACGCCACUAACACCAUUGUUAACAUUAAAACAUGAAUUUCAAUAUCCAACACAAACGCCAAGACGUUCAAGUAAUUUUUUGAAAGGGUGUAAAUGGUCACCUGAUGGUCUUUGUCUAUUGACAAACAGUGACGAUAAUCAAUUACGUGUGUUCGAAAUUCCAUGUGAUAGAUUACCUUCAAUUGAAGAUCUUAAUGCUGUCUUACAUCUUCAAGAACCAGAAUUAAUCUACGAUUUCGAAUGGUAUCCAUAUAUGGAUUCAAGUCAAAGUGAUACUUGUUUUAUCUUUAGCAGUUGUCGUGAUAAUCCUGUACAUUUAUUUGAUGCAUUUACUGGUCAUGUACGUGCAUCUUACAGAGCACUGAAUCACUUGGAAGAACUUGUUGCAGCUCAUUCCUUAGGAUUUGAAUUCCAAUCAUGUAGGCUCUAUUGUGGAUAUGAUAGAAUUAUUCGUGCUUUUGAUAUUCAAAGACCUGGCCUUUGUAUUGGUCAAUGGAAUACAUUUGAUCGUACAAGUAGUGUUUAUCAAUCGGGAAUCAUUUCAUGUUUAUCAUUUAAUCCACAAAUACCUGGCAUGUAUGCUGCUGGUUCAUAUGCAAAAUCAAUUGGAAUAUAUGGAGAUAUGAAUGGAGAAUUGGUUGCAGUUCUACAUGGUCAUAUUGGUGGUAUAACUCAUGUUCGAUUUUCUCCUGAUGGACAGCGACUUUUCAGUGGAGCUAGAAAAGAUGGAUCUAUUCUUUGUUGGGAUAUUCGAAAUUUAGGAGACGUUUUAUGUACUUAUCAACGGCAUGUGAACACAAAUCAACGUAUUUAUUUUGAUUUUGAUCCUACUUUUACCGUGCUUGUUACUGGCAAUUCAAAUGGCCAUGUAAUAGGCUGGAAUAUAAAUGAUUCAUCAACUCCGGUAUUUGAUUUUUUAGCUCAUAAUGAUUGUACAAAUGGUAUUAGCAUUCAUUCAAAACAACCAUUGCUUGCAACAGCAUCGGGCCAACGAUAUUUUGCCGGUGACGUACGAGUCACUGCUAGCGAAGAUGAAGAUGAAGAUAAUCUCAAUGCUGAAUUUAAUCUUAAAAAAAUUCCGAAAGAAAAUUCUGUAAAAAUUUGGCCGUUUAUGAAAUAA
Molecule: messenger RNA, 1341 nt
Organism: Rotaria socialis
Lineage: Eukaryota; Metazoa; Rotifera; Eurotatoria; Philodinida; Philodinidae
Source: the annotation of a GenBank genome assembly